AUGGAGUCAAUAUCCAGCCUGUUAACUGUGGUAAUCACCACGUCGCCAACACCUUCAAGUCCGUCUACUGAACUAAUCUCAUCAGUGAUAGAAUCAUUUCGGUUGCAUUGUCCUGAAUUGGCCGCGACGCGGGUGAUCGUGGUCUUUGACACUUUUGACCGGAUCGCUGCCCAGAACCGUUUAAAAAGUGGAUCCGCGUCGCUGGAGGUAGCGCAGCACUACAGUGCUUACAAGGAGAAUGUCAAGUCGCUUGUCUUACGCGAGUAUCUGAAUGAUAGCGAGCAUGAACAUGAUCUCCAACAAGCUACGGCUACAGCGGAGUUCGGCUCGCCAAAUGAUGAGAACAACAGCGUUGAGCUGUCCAUAAUUCAUACGCCGGAUAGGCACGUCACAUUCAUUGAACCAGUCGCGAGGUUAGGAUUCGGCCUUGCCGUCCGCUCUGCCCUACGUGUUGUCGAAACACCAUACGUCUGGGUCCAACAGCACGACUGGGCCCUGGUAGCCGAUAUCCCUCUGCAACCAUUACUAGAAGUAAUGCGCUCCUCCUCAGCAGAGGCAAACACAGACACCCCCAAACCCAUAAAAUACAUAUCCUUCCCCUCAAUCCGCAUGCUGCGCUACGCCAUAUCAGACUGCGUCAACAGCUACCCCGCCCUUCGAACCCUGACCGCCACACUGAAAGACGACUUCCCAUCAUCAUCGCAACCAGAUGUUAGAGUCCCACUGACGCCGCUGUUCUUCUGGUUCGAUAAGCCGCAUCUCGCGUCUACGGAGCAUUACCUGUCAAGAGUGUUUCCUACACGUCUGGCGAUGCGUAGGGGCGAAUUUAUUGAGGAUAAGAUUGGGCAGAGGGCGAGGGGGCAGAUGAAGGAUGGGGAGUGGGGGAAGUGGGCUACUUGGCUUUAUUAUCCGGAUGAGGGGAGGGAGCUGUGUUUGAGGCAUUUGAUGGGGAGGACUCGGAGGGGUGGGGAGGGGGGUUUGGUGGGGAAGUAUCACAAAGGGACGUGA
Aspergillus chevalieri is the source of this 1008-nucleotide messenger RNA. RefSeq lists its product as uncharacterized. NCBI's taxonomy places the organism in Eukaryota, Fungi, Ascomycota, Eurotiomycetes, Eurotiales, Aspergillaceae. The coding region runs from base 1 to 1008 and encodes 335 amino acids. The record is from RefSeq and is a predicted model, not a curated record. The transcript has a single exon.